Molecule: messenger RNA, 1787 nt
Organism: Cricetulus griseus (Chinese hamster)
Lineage: Eukaryota; Metazoa; Chordata; Mammalia; Rodentia; Cricetidae
Source: RefSeq, a predicted model, not a curated record
UAAAGGUUGGAGCGUGCGCCAAAAGAUGAACUGUAAUCCGGGAAGGUAAAGUCUCUUUAUUCAAGAAAACACCAGGGCAAAACGCAGGCCAGAGCGAGGUUACAGGAACCCAGCAAGCACGGCCAGAAAAGGGACUAGGGUCUUCCGGUGCAGCCCUUAAGAAGCUCCCUUACAUCACCCUGGCUUUCCUUCACCACGCCCUUAUGGGCAAGUCCCGGGUCCACCUGGCACCUGUCCCAGGACUAUUGGGCGGGGCUAGGGUUCUCCCUACACCAUGCAUUUAUCUUUUUUUUUUAAUUGAGUGUGAAUGUGUGCAAGUUUGACACUCAUGUGCUGAUGGAAGUCAACAACUUUUAGGAGUUGGUUUUCUUCCUCUGUGAGAUCCAGGGACUGAAUUAGGUUGUCAGACUUAUGUGGCAAGCAUCUUAAUUUGCUGAGCCACAUUGCCAGCCAGUGCAUCAUUUAAAACCGUUUUCUUGGAGCAAAUGCCAAGAGGCCCAAACAUCAAGAGUCAGUAGCACAGCAAGACUGGGGCCCAUGGUUUUUGUUCUGUUACGGCACUGGAGAGCUAUGCAGGUGCUGUAAAACUGAGCUAUACCUCUAGCUCUUUAUAAGAGUUUUAUUUUGAGACAAAGUCUUAUUAAGAUGCUUAGAUUGGGGGAGCCGGGUUCCACCUCCUUUGCCGUUGAUACUGCUGACCUGGGACCCCUCAUCCCAGUCCGGCACUACCACCAUGGCGAAUGUGUACUUCUUGGAUGGGAUUCUGGUGUUUGGUUUGCUCUUUGUUUGCACCUGUGCCUACUUCAAGAAAGUAACUUGUCUCAAAACCUGGCUGUUCUCAGAGAAGAAAGGAGUUUGGGGUGUGUUUUACAAAGCUGAUGUGAUUGGGACCCGGCUGCAUGCUGCUGUUGCAAUUGCCUGCAUUGUAAUGGCCUUUUACAUCCUGUUUAUCAAAUGAACUCCAAAGUAUACCACUCAUCAACUGCCAACCAAGGAGAUAAAGAUGAAGAACUUGUCGGAAACCUGGACCCAGUGUAGGAGAGUUCAGCUAAAAUCAUCAGUAUCCCUAACAUGACACCGCAGCAUCUGCCUGCCAUACGUGGGGAAAACUCAUGGUCACUGUGGCACCAGUGCUAUAACACUUCUUACAGUUUUGGGCGAGGGGCCUGAGGAUUUAAAUUAAGACAAGAAAGGGUGUCAUUCAUGCAAGGAGAAGGCCGUUUAUUACAAAAGGAGGGAAGCCUUAUAUACCAGUCAGCAGGCAUGGUGGAAUACUACCCAGGUCAGAAGUUUAUAUUCCCAGGCCCCUCCAAAAAUAAGGAUGGGCGGAUAACAGGAACUUGAGUUCAGGCCUUAACGGAAGGAGGGAAACAAGAAGUACUUGCUAGAUAAGCUCCUAGUCACAAGCUGGUCUGGAGAUCCCUAUGGGGGAAGGGCCCAACAGGUACCCCUUUUAUAUAUAAACAAAUAGAGCAUCUGUCUUAGGUUGCCCAGGACAUCAACAUCUGCCUUACCCAUCAUUGAAAAGUGUGCCCAGGCCCCAAAGACCCUCUGUCUUAGGUUAACAGAGUCUUACCUGUCAUUGAUUGCUCACUUGUCUUGCAGGCUCAGCCAUACCUGCACCUAGGGGUUAUCCGCUACCAAGGAAAGCAUGAUUUGCUAUGUUUGAAAAUGGUGCUGGGGGCUGGAGAGAUGGCUCAGAGGUUAAGAGCACUGACUGUUCUUCCAGUGGUCCUGAGUUCAAUUCCCAGCAACCACAUGGUGGCUCACAACCACCUUGAAUGAGA